Messenger RNA from Moneuplotes crassus, 918 nucleotides. The record is from the annotation of a GenBank genome assembly. NCBI's taxonomy places the organism in Eukaryota, Ciliophora, Spirotrichea, Euplotida, Euplotidae.
CUUUAUUGCCUUAACAUGUUUGUACUCCUGAAAGAAUUUAACCAACCAAUAGUCAUCUUUUAUUUUCUCGCCUUCUUUCUUCGAACAUAGUUGAUUUUUAAUAUUAAAAUUGUAAAGUGUGACCUUUGUUUGCACUUUACGGCUAGCUCAAGUGAACCCAUCCAUGAAUUUUUCAAUUUUAAUAAAUUGAUCUGCUUUCAAUUCUAAAUGGUUAAUUUUUCUUGGAAUUAAGCCGCUUAGAAUUGAUUUUGCCAGUUCCGGGUGUCUUUCUGAGAUAUUUAUUAUCCUUACUUCGUCAAGCCAAAUAAGAGUAAUUUUCUGAAGCUUCUUGACGAGUUUAUAGUUUGAAGGAUCUUCCCAGUCAACAACGAGCCUAUCUUCAAGUCUGAAGCCUUCUUCUCCUGUUCUGAAAUUAUAACUGUUCAUAUUUUCGUGACAGGCAGCCCAGACUUGGCUGUCAAUUUCAAUAGUUUGCUCAUAAACUCUGUUUUCGACUAGAGUAAAAGUCUUUUUGUAAUUCUCUCGGGCUUUCAAGACUCUGCUUCAAGUCAAAGCUAGGGAAGUGCUUUUAGGGACGAAUUUUUUGCCUGUCUUUAUACACCUUUUCUUUGGCGGUCUCUUCUUCUUAGUAAGUCCAUAACAGAACAAAUGGUUGUACUUCUCCAGAACCUGGUCAACUUCAGCCUUCACCUGCUCGAUUCCCAGUGAAAGAGCAGGGAUCUGGUCGGUGAGACCUGCCCAAUCAGCCUGGGAGAUCUCAGCCUUUGUGCGAAGAAGACUCUGGUGGAUUUGAUGCAGCCGAGUCGAGUAGGAUUGGAGGCGUGUGGAGUUGUAGUGCUGAAGAGUCGAUUUUGAGUGGAGGCUUUGAGGGAUUUUAGAAGUGGAUGGGAGCCUUGUGGGAGGUUGGGGAGUUGGUUG